AUGACAGAUUCUCUUCUUAAUGAAGAGGUCGAUGCAAAAACUGCCCUCUUGAAUGCUUCUAAGUUGCAGGAGAGGAUGUGGUCUGAGAAAGCAAAAAUCAAAUGGCUGAAGAAUGGAGAUCGAAAUUCAAAGUUUUUUCUUCUCUCUGUGAAGAUAAGAAGAUCCAAAAAUCAGAUUAGCACUCUGGAUUUUGAGGAUGGUUCUUUGGUUUCUGAUCAGCAGGACUUGACCACCUAUAUGGUUGAUAAUUAUGAGAAUUUUCACUCUCAUGUUCCGGUGUAUCCUCAUCAUGAGAUGCUUGACCAAAUUCCAAAAUUUAUUUCAGAUGAUGAUAAUCUCUUCUUGGAUGCCAUUCCUACCAUGGAGGAAGUCAAGCAGGUAGUGUGGGAUCUUGAUGCAGAGAGCUCUCCAGGGCCAAAUGGUUUCUUAGUUUUGUUGAAGAUUUCAGCCUCUAGAUUAACAUCACUUCUCCCAAAGUUGAUUUCUGCUAAACAGGGUGCCUUCCAGAAGGAUAAAAUUAUUUCGACAAAUAUUGGCCUAGCCUCAGAGCUGGCUAAUUUGAUGCACUCAGCGGAUUCAUCAGAUGUUGGUUUCAACAAGAAUUUCUAUCUUGUUGAAUGGAGGUCCAAUGGGUUUCUUUGGGGUCAGGCGAGGUCUGAGACAAGGGGAUCUCAUCUCUCCUAUUCUGUCUAUUUUGAUAGAAGAAGUCCUGUGCAGGGGUCUAAAGAAUAUGGUUGUGGAAGGAAAGUUGAAAGCUCUCUCGGCCCAAGAGGUGUAGUUACUCCUUCUCAUCUGCUCUUCGCAGAUGACAUAUUCAUAUUUAUUAAUGGCUCGGCCAGAUAUGUGAAGCAACUCCAUGAGUUUUUAUCCAAGUAUCAGGAUUAUUCUGGUCAGAAGAUUAACUUGGAGAAAAGUAAGGUAUUUUUUGGGAAGAUUGCCCCACACAGAAGACAGUUUAUUACAGAGUACUUGGGAGUGGCUGCGGCUACUCUUCCCAAAAAAUAUCUGGGAGUGGAGAUCUUUAAAGGAAGAGUGAAAAAUUGUUACCAUCUUCCUCUUCUGGAUAAGAUAAAAAGUAAACUUGCUGGGUGA
Molecule: messenger RNA, 1092 nt
Organism: Macadamia integrifolia
Lineage: Eukaryota; Viridiplantae; Streptophyta; Magnoliopsida; Proteales; Proteaceae
Exons: 3
Coding region: 1-1092 (363 amino acids)
Source: RefSeq, a predicted model, not a curated record